Molecule: messenger RNA, 2554 nt
Organism: Closterium sp. NIES-67
Lineage: Eukaryota; Viridiplantae; Streptophyta; Zygnematophyceae; Desmidiales; Closteriaceae
Source: the annotation of a GenBank genome assembly
GCCUCUAGGUUACAGCGAUUCCUGUAGUUGCUAGGGAAGGCUGUGAUCACCGGGAAGGGCUACGGUGUCCGCAGGAAUUAUUGCCAGUCUCCCUGUUGCCUGACCAUCCCUACGCUUCGUGCUGUUUCUUUUCCGUGACUCCUAGGGCAGGAGCGGUCGUCGACGACUAGGAAAAUAGCAACGUGCAUGUAUGGCGUUGUUUCCUGAUUUCGCGGAUGGCUUCGACGAAGAGCUCGAUGUCGACGAUUCUGACAUUCUGUCCGCCCUGGGAAGGGGCCCGGAUGCAAGCAAGAGGCAGUCGGGGCAGAAUCAGACUGAAGGGAGCAAACUACCAGGAAACAGCAGUGCUCGGCUCGUCCGAUCGAACGCAGCUGCGGACACCAGUGGAAGAAAUGCUUUUCCAAACUUCACGCCUGCACAUCAACGUGCUGAUAUUCAAGACAGAGAUAGUAACGAGCUUCCAGGAGCCGCCGUCCCACCUCAGCCAAGUUCCGAGGAUUUUAACUUCGCCUCAGCAAGGAGGACUGACGAUGGCGCGGAUUGGACGAGGCCUGGGGCCCGAUCUCCGGCCAUUGCCACUGGCGAAUUCUCGCACGGCCGAGGACGGGGAGGGAAUGUCACCCCGUCUCAGCAUAAUGAUGCUGCAGGCCACAGUGUUGACGACGGGGUCAGUGGCUGGGCGAAUUUCAGCCUCGGAGAUUUCGACCUGGGCAUUGAUGGCUUGGCAGGGGGUGCUGAUCAAUUGCGAGGAGACCCAGACGGCGAACCUACUGAAGAUCGUGAUUUACCCUCUCAGCGUGCAGAUCAGACUCGCGGAUUGGGGGGUGACAGCGAGAGGUUCUCUGCGUUUGAACCAGGAGAAGAUAUGAGUUUCGGGCUGGACGAUUCCGGAGCACCCAGAGGGAACAAGAGGAGAAAAAAGGCGAAGGGUUUGGAGACCAGGGUAAAAAUUGAAGAUGUGGAUUUGAGUCCUGAAGAAAAUGCCUUUUUUGAGAAAGAUUCUCCUCCGUUGGAUGGGAGAGCUCGGGCGGAGAGCCUGAGGAUUCUUCCAGGCCCUAUUGGCAUCCUUCAGCGAAGACUAGCAGGGCUAUCAUGUGCUCCUGGUCAUGGUGCUGGUGGCAGUGGCGGCCCAUUUCCAGAUAACCAAUUCCUGCAUGGCCAGCCAGAAUUCACAGGAGACGAAGACUUCAGUAAAGGACCGUGGCUGUCAUGCCUUGAUGCGCUGGACAUACAUCCUUCUGCCUUUGGAAAACCAGGCGCUGGCUGUGAAACAAUAAGAAGCAUUCGCCAAGCAGGCAUAUCAAUGGUGGUGAUGCAGCUCGCAGCUGUGGUGGAACGCCUUUCACUGCAACCCCGCGGUGACGCAAACGUCGAAAUCAAGGACCCCACGGGUCGUCUGGAGGGCUCAUUGCACUGGAAGGUCAUGGCUGAUGCUGACAACAAGUCUCGGCUCAAGCGAGGAUCUGCCUUUCUGCUUCGAAAGGUUGUGGUGUUCAGCCCUCGCAAGGGACUGCAAUAUGUCAACAUAACUCUCGCCAAUGUUGUUCAAGUGUUCGCUCCGGACACACCGAUUCCCCCUGUGCCUGCAUAUCGGCCAUCGUCUUCUGACCUAUCAACCCCACACUUUGGCUCUGUCCGUUCUCCUCCUUUCGGCUCCACAACUUCCCCGCCUGCACAUACAGUCCAUUCUCCAGCAGUGAACCGCACACCGGCCUGCAUGAUGUCACAGCAAAACCCCACCACAAGCAGAGCCUCCCCACCAGAUGAUCCGCGUCCACAUGCUCACAUACCCCACUCUCCAAGUUCGUUUGGGCCGACCCGGGUGCCAGCAUCACCACAACCUGCAAGACAGGUCACACCGUCUGCUGCUCCAGCUCGCCCUGCUGCAGCUUCUGCAGCACAUGUUAAUGCUGCUUCCACUGCCGAUGGAAUGGCGAGUCCUCCGCCUGUUGCUGCCGAUGCUACUUAUUCCCGCUCCAAAUUUGAGGGUUUUUUAAAACCUGCUGUGCCCUCUAGAGUUCCAGCGGCCACAAUUGAACGGAGGGAGAAGGCGUGGGAUUUCACGUCAAUUGACGCAGAGGAUGCAGAGAUCUGCCUCACCCCCAUGGUGGCUGAUGCGGGUUUGGAGAGCCAUAGAGGAACAGCUCCCUAUCACGUUUCUGCUGCACUAGAAGGCGGUGACGGGAGGCCAUGUGAUGACCAAUUCCGUCAACUUCCAGUUCCAGAACGUCAGAGAUUUUUAUCAGCUGGCAAGAACGCUGGCAUCCAUGGUUCGUCGGCUCCUGUGGGGAGUGCUACUGGAGCUGAUGUCCGAGGCGAGCCUGAAAGAGAUGUGGAUAUUCGAGACAUGGAAGGCAUUGGAUGUGGUGUGGACCGCUCAAAGCGGAAUGAGGGGAGUGUUCUUGAGGAGCCUGUAGAUGUACUGAAGAAAGUUGGGUGGGAUGAUGAUGCCUUCGGAGCCUUCUUCGAUGAUGAUGAUGUUGAUGGUAUGUUUGCAGCAUUGGAUUGUAGCAAGGGUGAUACCUAAGUGUAAGAUUGUUCCACAAUUUACUGC